GUAGAAAUUCUCUACAAAUUACACCAUAAGAAUCUCAUAAAAUUUAUGGGUUACUGCGAAGAGGAACAAAAUUUGGUUCUUGUAUAUGAAUACAUGUCCAAUGGAGACCUGCGACAUUUUCUGGAUGGUCAAACUUCUUCAAGAAAUUAUCUGGGCUGGGAAAGAAGACUCAACAUUGCAUUAGAUGCUGCUCAAGGAUUGGAAUAUCUACAUGUAGGAUGCAAGCCAAGCAUUAUUCACAGAGAUGUAAAGAGCUCCAAUAUUUUGUUGAAUGACCAAAUGGAAGCAAAAAUAGCAGAUUUUGGGUUGUCAAGGAUGGGACCAUUGGAUGGAGCUACACACGUAUCCACCCUUGUAAAGGGUACCAUUGGAUAUCUAGAUCCAGAAUAUUAUUCUACAAAUCGAUUGACAGAAAAGAGUGAUGUUUAUAGCUUUGGAGUUGUUUUGAUGGAGAUUAUUAGUGGAAAACAUCCUCACUUUGUAGAUGAUUCAACAUCUAACAGUGAACACAUACAAAUCACUAAUUGGGUAAGGGCAUCCUUAUUAAAGGAUGACAUAGAGAACAUUGCAGAUCCUAAUUUACUUGGAAAUUAUGAUAAAGAUGCAAUGUUGAAAGUGGCAAAUUUGGCAAUGGUUUGUACAUCACCUCAUUCUAAGAAUAGGCCUACAAUGAAUGAGGUGGUGUUAGAAUUGAAGGAAGCAAGUCAAUUCGAAACACAUGAAAUUGCAUCCUCACAUUCUCAUCCUUCUUUACAAACCUCUCAUAAUGUGGACUCAGAUGUGUCAUUAUAUUCAGUUGGUAGAUGAGAUAGAGGAAGAUGUUACAAAAUGGGCAGGGGAACACUCACAAGAAACCAAAAUAGCAGUAAUGAAAUCCUACCUCUAUUGUGGCUUAUUUCAUUUUAUUCACAUCAAUAGCCUAUAAUAACCUUUUGUAAAGAAAAUUAACAUUCAUAGCCUAUAUAUAUAGCUUGCCUUUUGAUAGAA
Molecule: messenger RNA, 987 nt
Organism: Cryptomeria japonica (Japanese cedar)
Lineage: Eukaryota; Viridiplantae; Streptophyta; Pinopsida; Cupressales; Cupressaceae
Product: probable LRR receptor-like serine/threonine-protein kinase At1g51880
Biological process (GO): protein phosphorylation
Molecular function (GO): protein kinase activity; ATP binding
Source: RefSeq, a predicted model, not a curated record